Ogataea philodendri is the source of this 978-nucleotide messenger RNA. RefSeq lists its product as uncharacterized. The record is from RefSeq and is a predicted model, not a curated record. The transcript has a single exon. Gene Ontology annotation, molecular function: glutathione transferase activity. Bases 1 to 978 code for a protein of 325 amino acids. Lineage: Eukaryota; Fungi; Ascomycota; Pichiomycetes; Pichiales; Pichiaceae. Gene Ontology annotation, cellular component: cytoplasm.
AUGAGCGAGAACAAAAUUGAGAUCCACAAGUUUGCCGAUUCCGAUGGACAAUAUAAGCGUAAACCAAGUACCUUUAGAGACUUCAUUUCGGCCAAGGAAGGCGCCAAGUUUCCUCCAGAGGCAGGAAGAUAUCACUUGUAUGUCUCAUUUGCUUGUCCUUGGGCCCACAGAACAUUGGCUGUCAGAUCUUUGAAGGGAUUGACAGCUUUGAUUGGUGUUUCCGUUGUUCAUUGGCAUAUGGAUGACAAGGGAUGGAGAUUCCCUUCGGCAGAUGACCCAUGUGAAGGGGCCACUGAGGAUAAAAUCUAUGGGUACAAGAGGCUGAGUGAGCUGUACUACAAAGCAAACAAGGACUACAAUGGAAGAUUUACCGUUCCUGUGCUCUGGGACACCAAGACUCAAACAAUUGUCAAUAACGAAUCGUCCGAGAUCAUCAGAAUCUUCAAUUCUGGAUUCAACUCGUUGCUGGACGAGAAGCACGCUCAGAUCGACAUCUUCCCGACUCACUUGCAACAAGAGAUUGAGGGACUGAACGAUUGGAUUUACCCAACCAUUAACAAUGGUGUCUACAAGACCGGAUUCUCCACCAAACAAGAGGUUUACGAAAAAGAGGUGACCACUCUGUUUGAGCACUUGGACAAAGUAGAGGAGAUCCUGAAGAAACGGCAUCAUGCCGGUGAGCAUUACCUCACAGGAAAUCAUCUCACCGAGGCCGAUGUGAGACUGUAUACUACAAUUAUCCGUUUCGAUCCGGUCUACGUCCAGCACUUCAAGUGUAACCUGAAGAUGAUCAGAUAUGAGUAUCCUCACCUGCACUUGUGGGUUAGAGAGCUGUACUGGACCAUCCCUUCGUUCAAGGACACAACAAACUUCGAUCACAUCAAGUUCCAUUACACAAAGUCGCAUCCUGGUAUCAACCCUCACCAAAUCACCCCACUUGGUCCAAUUCCAAACAUCCAUCAUUUGGACGAAGACUAA